GACUUUGUUCGUUUCCUCGCCACAACCCAAAACGCAUGUAGAACUCAUUCCUUCCUUCUUGGAUCUUCUCUACUACAAUCCUAAAUCUUGAUUUCUGAUUGAUUUUCCUUCUUCAUCUGUGUAAAACUGUGCCUUAGCAGUCUUCUUUGCGGAAAAAGCAGUCUUGUUUUCCAGUGAAAUCAUCUUGAUUGCUUACUGCUCAGGCUCAAAGUUCAAACCCCAUAAUUUUUCCAGGAUUUCUUGAUUCUUCUCAUUAAUAGUGUAUCAAUUCAAAAGAUACAAUGGGUGUGGGUUUAUCUGUUCUCAUAGGCCUAAAGGCUGCAACUUUGUUCUUUCUCUUUGCAUCUCUUAAAAUUCUUCGCUUCACUUUGCUAUCAAUACCAUUCUUGUAUGCAUCUUUGGUUUCUUUCUUGGUUGCAAUUGCUUCCCAUCCAUCCAUCAAUCUGCCCAUGUUAUUGGGGAAAAGCUCGGAUGGGUCGUUUCCCAUAUGGUCACAGAUUAUGUUCUUCCCAUACCUGUAUUUCGUGAGAGCGUUUUCAACUGUUAGAAGAUUUACAAGUGGGGAGGCUCCAUAUAGUGAGAUUUCUGAAGGAUUGUAUGUAGGAGGGUGGCCUUAUUCACCCGAUAAAUUGCCACCUGGUAACCCUGCCAUAAUUGAUUGCACCUGUGAAUUCCCAAGGAAAAAGGACUUCUCAGGGCAUGCAUAUUUGUGCAUUCCUACUUGGGAUACCCGGGCGCCUCAACCGGGCGAGAUUGAGAUGGCUGUGAACUGGGCUUGCAGGAAAAGAACUCAGAAGAUUCCCAUUUUUAUCCACUGUGCAUAUGGUCAUGGACGAAGUGUUACAGUAAUGUGCGCACUCUUGGUUGCUCUUGGCUUGGCAGAAGAUUGGAAAAAUGCAGAGAAGUUGAUAAAAGAAAAACGGCCUUACAUUCGUCUGAAUGGUCUUCACCGCAAAGCUCUAGAAGAAUGGUCUAAGCACCGGUUGUCUCCACCUAAAAGAAAUGGACAGUCUGGUGUGAGUUCAGUCAUCUUAUCAAGUGCCUCUGCACAAUCUUGAUUACCUAGUACAGGAAAAUGUCAAAAACUGACUUGGUUUCUUUGUUGUAUUCUGACUAUAUACUGAUUUACCGUUAGCUCUCUCAAAUGGAAGAACCCAAUUUGGCGAACUUGUUUCCUUACCUUUGGUAAGAGGAUGUAGUUCCCUCUUUUUCUAUUGUAUGCUUUGCCAUCGACUAUCAUCGUGUUAACAGUGUGGAGUUACCCUUUA
Messenger RNA from Sesamum indicum (sesame), 1268 nucleotides. RefSeq lists its product as uncharacterized. NCBI's taxonomy places the organism in Eukaryota, Viridiplantae, Streptophyta, Magnoliopsida, Lamiales, Pedaliaceae. The record is from RefSeq and is a predicted model, not a curated record. Gene Ontology annotation, biological process: protein dephosphorylation.